GCUUUGUAAGCACCUGGAGCCAUGGCACCUGCAGUGGGUCCUGUGGGAUACACCCCUCCUGAAGGUGGCUGGGGUUGGGCCGUAGUGUUUGGAGCCUUCAUUUCUAUUGGUUUCUCCUACGCCUUCCCAAAGUCCAUAACUGUGUUCUUCAAGGAAAUUGAAGUGAUCUUCCACAUCACCAGCAGUCAAGUGUCCUGGAUCUCUUCCAUCAUGCUUGCUGUCAUGUAUGGAGGAGGUCCUGUCAGCAGUAUCCUGGUCAAUAAGUAUGGAAGUCGGCCUAUUAUGAUUUUAGGAGGCUGCCUCUCAGGAGCAGGGCUCAUUGCUGCCUCUUUUUGCAAUACCGUCGAAGGCUUGUACUUCUGUGUCGGUGUAGUGGGAGGUCUGGGACUGGCAUUCAAUCUUAACCCAGCUCUCACAAUGAUUGGCAAAUAUUUCUACAAGAAGCGCCCAAUAGCUAAUGGUAUCGCUAUGGCUGGUAGCCCAGUCUUUUUGUCUACUCUGGCUCCCCUGAACACCUGGUUCUUCGACCAGUUCGGCUGGAGAGGGAGCUUCUUGAUCCUGGGUGGACUUCUGCUGAAUUGCUGUGUGGCUGGAUCAUUGAUGAGGCCCAUUGGGCCAAAACCCCAACCCGCUGUUAAAGCUAAAAACAGUAAUAGUGAAGCCAGAGAGCAAAAGAGCGUGAUGGAGAUCAUCAAUGGUUUUAUCGAUCUGACACUCUUCAAGCAUCGUGGCUUCUUGCUGUACCUUCUGGGUAAUGUGGUCAUGUUCUUCGGCCUCUUCUCUCCUCUUGUGUUCCUCAGUAAUUACGCCAAGAGUAAGGAUAUUCCCAAGGAGAAGGCGGCUUUUCUGCUCUCUGUCCUGGCCUUUGUAGAUAUGGUUGCACGACCUUCAAUGGGAAUAGUUGCCAGCACAAAAUGGGUCAGGCCAAGGGUGCAAUACUUCUUCGCCGCAUCCAUUCUCCUUAACGGUGUGUGCCACCUGCUUGCCCCUCUGUCCACAGACUACACAGGGUUUGUGAUUUACGCCAUCUUCUUUGGGUUUGCCUUCGGCUGGCUGAGCUCUGUGCUGUUUGAGACCCUCAUGGAUCUUGUGGGAUCUCAACGUUUCUCCAGUGCUGUGGGACUGGUGACAAUUGUAGAAUGUGGGCCAGUGUUACUGGGGCCUCCUUUACUAGGAAAGUUCAAUGACAUUUACCAUGACUACAAAUAUACAUACAUGGGCUGUGGAAUUGUCCUGCUGGCUGGCAGUUUGUUUCUUUUCAUCGGAAUGGGCAUCAACUACAGGCUACUGGAUAAAGAAGCAAAAGAAGAAUCCAAGAGAGCUAAAUUAAAAGAGGUGGAGGAACAAUUGUCAAGUGCUUUGGAGAGCAGUUGUAAAUCAUCAAAAGAGGUAGACAGAUUGGAGAGGGACAUAAUGCAGCAGAAAGAGAAAUAUGAGGAUCUGAUAUUGAAGUAUAAUGACCUGCAGAUACAGAAGGACACCAUUCAACAACAUGCUGAUAGUGGUGCUUUAGAGAAGGAAGUCCUUCAGUCUCAUCUCAUGAAAAGCAAUGCAAAUGCAGAAAGAGAGAAGACAGAAAUAGAGAGACUUGAGAGAGAGAAACAACAGCUUCAGGAGCAGGUGGAUAUUUUAUCUGCAAAAAUUGCUGGGCAGGAUGAAGAGAGUAAGAAUGUUCAACAGCAGUUGAAGGAGAGUGGCAAAACCGCAAAGCGGGAACUUCUGUUAAAAGACAAACAAAUCAAAGCACUGGAGUCAAAGCUAACAAACACUAAAACAAAACUAGAGACCAAAACAAAAGCUCACGAGGAAUGUCUAAAAGAGAUUAUUAAAUUGAAGGAAGAUUCAGAAAGUAUAGAGAAGUGUCACAUGGAGGAGCUUCAGAAAAUAAGCUCUGACUUCGAAGACAAAUCAACAUCAGAGGCUCAACUUAACCUUGAAGUGCAGAAACUGAAGCAAACAGCCAUGGAGGCACUGAAGAGUAAAGAUGACACAGAAAUCAAAUGCCAGCAGAAGAUAUCAGACAUGAUUGCUUUGAUGGAGAGACACAAGCAUGAAUAUGACAAAAUGGUAGAAGAAAAAGAUGCAGAGCUGAGUGAAAAACGGAUGAGAGAGGCUGAAGUCAGUGCAAGCAAAGCAUCUCUGGAACUGGAGCUGUCUCAUCUGCAAGUGGAAAAUGAAGAGCUUAGACAACAACUUGAAAAGCUCAAAGGAGAGAAGAUGGCCUUGAGGACACCAGUCUCAUAUCUUGAAAAACACACACUUCAACAGGCAAAUGAAAUAAAACCAAAGAAAGGAAGAAACAAGAUCUCUAAAACUCAAAAAGCUGACAUCACAAAGAAGGCUGUGUAUGAACUUUUAAAUGAGCAUGAAAAUGAAGCAUCAAGAAAUGCAUCUUACACUCCUGCUGGAACGGUGAAUAAAGACCUUCAUACCCCAUUAUGGAGCAAACCGACUAAAACAACACCUCAAAUAAAGUCAUUCAGAAUUCGCACACCACCCACACCUGAGAUUACAGGGUCUUGGAAGGAAAACAUUCUGAAGCUGGAUCCAAAAUCAGACAACUCAGACAGCAAUGACAUACUGAGUUUCUCUCCGAGACCUGUGAAAUCAAAGAAACCUAUGCAACCAAAAGAGGCAGACACAGGGAGUUUGGACAUGUUCAGGAAGGUGCAGAGUUCUUUUCCAUGUAAGUCUCCAGGAACAGUGCUGAAACUGGCUGCAAUAAAGAGAAUGCGAGAUGCUGGAUGGACCACCGUUAGCAAUUCAGCUAAGAAGAAAAAAAAAGCAACAGACAAAAUCUUUGCUUAAAAGUAUCAAAGUAUC
Messenger RNA from Cyprinus carpio (common carp), 2823 nucleotides. Its product is annotated as synaptonemal complex protein 1-like. Gene Ontology annotation, cellular component: central element; synaptonemal complex; transverse filament. Gene Ontology annotation, biological process: synaptonemal complex assembly; meiotic DNA repair synthesis; lateral element assembly. Gene Ontology annotation, molecular function: double-stranded DNA binding; monocarboxylic acid transmembrane transporter activity. Lineage: Eukaryota; Metazoa; Chordata; Actinopteri; Cypriniformes; Cyprinidae. The record is from RefSeq and is a predicted model, not a curated record.